UGCUGUUGAGCAUGAGUUGUGACUGACACUUGACGAAGGAACAAACCUGACAGCAAAUAAGUCUCUGAUAUUGGAAACAAAAAAUCUUCUGGAACUCAGAUACUUCAUAGCAAUAUAAUAAAUCUUAAAAAUGAAGGUACUGGUAAUAUUUCUCGUUUUCUGCUGUCUGCAAGCAUCGUUGGCCUGCUACUGUUCAUUGGACCAUCCACAGAAGAAGUUCUGCAAAGCAGAUUAUGCAAUUCGUGGCAAAAUCAUCUCUAAAGAAAAGGUAUAUCCACAUACAAACCCAACAAUUGCUCCGACCAGUGAAACAACCCCAUCGCCUGUCGUGAACUUUGCAGAGCCUGUUGGAUUUGGUCCAGUCGGCUUUGGUGGAAUGGCAGAAAACCCUAGCUUACCUGGUGACUCCAAGCGACCAAUCGCUAUCAAGUAUUUUGUGCGUGUGGAGAAGAUUUACAAAGGCAAGGAUCUGAUGCCUGAGAAGAAGGUUGAAAUCAUCACUCCACCAACAGACUCGCUCUGCGGUAUCACAAAUCUUGAGGUGGAUAGUGUUUAUCUUCUCUCAGGUCGUAAGUGGGAAGAUGACCUCCGAAUUGAAACUUGUGGUUGGAUAGCAAAAUAUGAUGACUUAACCAAAAGGCAGCGUCAAGGUUUGAAGAAAACUUACAACAAUUGUGAUGAUUGUCAAAUUCAACUCUGCUAUGGACCAUACUGCCCAACAAAAUUACAAGAAAGUCUUUGCAUGUGGGAUUCAUCAGGCCUUUUUGAGGACUGCGAGGGUAAAUACGCUCACUGCAUGGAAAACAAACGAGGGAAGUGCGUAUGGAAUGGCAAAUCAGACUACAAGGCAUGCAAGGCUAAGCGUGAAGCUGAAAAAGAUGCUCGUCUGCCCUAAACCCCAACCCAUGAUUAAAUUACUGUUUCUUUUAAUUUAAAUCUUCCGGUCUAAAGUGCUUAAACUGAAGGCGUCUACUACCUUUAUUAAGUUUUGUACAAAUUGUAUAAAAAGAUUUUGAAUUGUAUUGAAGGAUGAUUGUAUAUACAGAAGCACUAUAUAUUCUACUAAUAUUUUGCACAAUAAUUUGUUAUCAUUUUACAACUUUUUUUUAAACUUUAUUACUGUUGUUAUUAAAAUUCUCCUGAAAAAGUAAUUUAUGAUAUGUUUAAAAAAAUUAAGAUUGUUAUAUGAAAAAAUAUGAAGAGGGAAUAAAAUUCCAAUGUUUACUAGAAAUUC
Anneissia japonica is the source of this 1234-nucleotide messenger RNA. Its product is annotated as metalloproteinase inhibitor 3-like. The record is from RefSeq and is a predicted model, not a curated record. The transcript has 4 exons. Gene Ontology annotation, biological process: negative regulation of endopeptidase activity; negative regulation of membrane protein ectodomain proteolysis. The coding region runs from base 131 to 895 and encodes 254 amino acids. Gene Ontology annotation, cellular component: extracellular matrix. Gene Ontology annotation, molecular function: metalloendopeptidase inhibitor activity; protease binding. Lineage: Eukaryota; Metazoa; Echinodermata; Crinoidea; Comatulida; Comatulidae.